Meloidogyne enterolobii is the source of this 1165-nucleotide messenger RNA. NCBI's taxonomy places the organism in Eukaryota, Metazoa, Nematoda, Chromadorea, Rhabditida, Meloidogynidae. The record is from the annotation of a GenBank genome assembly.
UUGCAGGUCGACCUUUCUCUUCCGUUCACUUUAUUUGGCAUCAAUUCCAAUUGUUUUUAUUGCUCUUAUAGUUCCGGCACUUUUUUAUUUUUUCCCUUCAAUAAUGCAACAUGUCUUCUUUCUUAAUUUUGUUCGAUUCCCUUUUGUUGAUUAUUACGAUCUUCAAAAGCAUGGAGUUCGUGGUCGUGGCCGAAAUUUUUACUUGCAUGUUGGGGAUUAUUUGGGAAUUAAUAAAGCAGAUGGAAACAAUGAUGCAAAUAAAGAAAAUAAAACCGAAACAACAAUUCCAACCCAAAUACAUCCAAUUCUCGGUGUUUGGCAUGUAUUACCUUCCGAAUUAUCUUCUCAAUAUGACAACAAAAUUAAAGAAACUAAAAUUGAGAAAAUUGAUGAAAAAGAAUUGGAACGUUCUUUAGACGAACAUUCCCACGGAUUAUUUAUUUAUUUUCAUGGAAAUUCUUUUGAUAGGAGUGCAGAACAUCGUUGUGAACUUUAUAAUAUUUUGUCGGCUAUGGACUUUCAUGUUUUGACAAUUGAUUAUCGAGGUUAUGGUGACUCUUCUGGACAACCAACUGAGGAUGGAUUAAAUGCAGAUGCUCAUGCUAUUUAUCAUUAUGCACGAAAACAUGCUCCAACAAAAGAUAUUUAUAUUUGGGGACAUUCUAUGGGAACUGGAGUCGCUACUCGUUUAGCUGCUGAAUUAAGCGAUGCUGGAAUGCCUCCAAAAGCUCUUGUACUUGAAUCGCCUUUUAACAAUUUACGUGAUGUUGUGAGAAAUCAUCCUUUUAGUUUGCCAUUCCGACGACUUCCCUGGUUUGAUUGGACGGUUAUUCAUCCAUUGAUUCGUUCAGGGUUGGUAAUGAGCUCUGACAAACGUGUUCAAAGAGUUACUUGCCCAAUUUUGGUUUUACAUGCAGAAGAUGACCAUAUAAUUCCAAUAGAUUUGGGCAAAAAGUUGGUUGAUUCUGCUGUGUCAGCUGACAGAAAAGUUAAAUUUGUCAAGUUUGCUGGAGACCGUGAAUUUUUACAUAAAUUUAUUCAUCGAGCCCAUGAACUUCCAAGUGUUGUUAGAACUUUCUUAGAAGAUGCCCAGCUACCAGAAAAAGGUAAAGGUCGAACACCUCGUUAUUCGGAAGAGGAAAUACAAAUGGUGGAAGAAAAUUGA